AUGGGUGAGAUGGCACAAGAGGCCGACCGUCCUGACUGGGACAACCUCUCGCUCUUGCACCGCAACGCCUUGAAGCCUCGUGCCAACUUUCACCUGUACAGCACCGAAGACGAUGCUCUCUCACGAGACGUCGCAAAGGCCAAAGCACAGUCUCUCGCAGGCACAUGGAAGUUCCAUCUCAGCGACAGCCCACCUAAGGCACCUGCUGGCUUCGAGAAUGCGGCCUUUGAUAUCAAUGACUGGAAGGACAUCCAAGUGCCCGGAAUGUGGCAACGGCAAGGACAUGGCAGAGGACCACACUAUACGAACGUACAGUUUCCAUUCUUCGUGGACCCCCCACAUCCUCCGUACACCAACAAUGAGUGUGGCUCUUACCGAACUACAUUCCGUGUACCAGAAGUACUCAAAGAUGAUCAGCUAAGGCUCAGGUUCGAAGGUGUCGAUUCAGGAUUCCACGUCUGGGUCAAUGGCCAAGAAGUUGGCUACAGCCAAGGCGCCAGGGACCCGUCCGAGUUCGACAUCACAGGUUUGGUUGACAUCACCGCCGAGAAUACCUUGGCAGUACGAGUCUAUCAAUUCACAGAUGGAUCGUACAUCGAAGACCAGGACCAGUGGUGGCUCUCGGGUAUCUUUCGAGACGUCUUCCUGCUGGGCUUCCCGAAGGAAGCUUGUCUAGAAGACUUGGACGUGCAGACCAUAUUGGACGACGACUAUCGGAACGCCACACUCAAAGUACAAGCCAAGGUGCACGGCACCGCUGAGGUACAGUUACGUUUAUUGGAUUCCAACAAGCAGGAAGUGGUAUCUGCGUCGAAGAAAGCGUCCGGCGAUGCAGGCCAAGUCGAGUGCUCCCUGCCCGUGGAGAACCCAAACAAGUGGACUGCUGAGACGCCCUACCUGUAUAGUCUUGUGCUAUCAGUCAACGGCAAUCAGUACACUUCUCACCGUGUCGGUUUCCGCCAGGUCGAGCUCAAAGAUGGCUUGAUCAAGGUCAACGGAAAGCGAGUAGUGUUCAAAGGCGCGAAUCGUCACGAGCAUCAUCCGCACCAUGGACGCAGCGUGCCUUAUGACUUCAUGAAGAACGAUCUCUUGCUCAUGAAGACACACAACCUCAAUGCCAUCAGAACAAGCCAUCAGCCAAGCGAUCCUCGGUUGUACGACCUAUGUGAUGAGCUUGGUAUCUGGGUCAUGGACGAGGCCGAUGUCGAGUGCCACGGCUUCGAGACGAUUGCCGAUGCAGCACUCUCACCUGAAGAUCAAACCCUACCGUUCUUCGAAAGACAAAAGCUCACACGAGCAGAUGCCGCUAAGUGGACCUCUGACAACCCUGACUGGCAGCAUGCAUACCUCGACAGAGCACAGCAGCUUGUACAUCGCGAUAAGCUACACCCAUCUGUGGUGAUCUGGAGUCUGGGUAACGAAGCAUUCUACGGUCGUCACCAUACUGCAAUGAGAGAUUGGAUCAAGUCGUACGACCCAACCAGGCUGAUUCAUUAUGAGCCCGACCUUGAAGCACAGCAUAUGGACAUGCAUAGUCGCAUGUACCCGCAUAUCGAUGAUAUCAUCAAGUUCGCCCAAGAUAAGUCGAAGAAUAAGCCGCUCGUGCUGUGCGAGUUCAUUCAUGCUAUGGGUACGGGACCAGGCAACAUCAAGGAAUACGUGGAUGCGUUCUAUGAGUAUGAGAAACUUCAGGGCGGCUGGGUCUGGGAGUGGGCCAAUCACGGGCUGCUCACGAAGACUAAAGACGGCAAAGAGUUCUAUGGAUAUGGCGGCGACUUUGGUGACCAUCCGAACGACUACAACUUCGUCAUGGAUGGUGUUCUCAACUCGGAUCACACUCCAAGAAGCGCUCUGAUCGAGUACAAGAAGGCAGUGGAGCCAGUACAGCUUGUCUCUUCGAACGACAAGGUUGCCAAGAUCAUCAACAGGCUAGACUUUACCACCUUGGACAGCCUUCGAUGCAGAUUCUCCGUGACACACGAGGGCCAGGAGAAGGUCGAAUCAGGCGAAGUCAGAAUACCUGAUGGUAUUGGACCCGGACAGAUAGCGAGCUUGGAGCUGCCGUCCAUCUCCUCCGAUCUUGGUUCUUCGGAAGUUCUCUUGGACCUGCAGUUCACCCUCAGAGAGGACGCUCCGUGGGUGAAGGCUGGCCACGAAGUUGCACUCAUCCAAGUACCACAUCGUCCAAUCUCCAGCGUGUGCUUGCCGAGAACGAAAGACCAGCCAAAACUACAAGUCGAAAAGUCCUCGACUGUCCUCACGAUCUCUAGCAAGCAGUCAAAGUGGGUGCUUGACGUAGUGCAAGGACACUUAUCAUCGUGGCACAAAGACGGCAAAGCUGUCAUCACACAACCACUCGAGCCAACCUUUUACCGAGCUUUGACUGACAACGAUGCCCCGCGAGACGGCAAAGAGUGGAAAGCCAAGUUCCUACACAUGGCCACCAUCCACACACGCUCGUCCAGCAGCCAAGCAAACACCGGCGGCACCUUCAGCAUCACCUUCAAGCAAAAGUUCGCCCCUCCAGUCCUCUCCUGGAGCCUCAACCUCCAGACAGAAUACCUCUUCUCCCCAUCCGGCACACUCCAAAUCACCAUCAAAGGCAACCCCCUUGGCCAGAACCUCCCCGCGACCCUCCCACGUAUCGGCAUAACCUUCGCCCUCCCCAACUCCUUCCAGUCCAUAAAAUGGUUCGGCCGCGGUCCCGGCGAAAGCUACACCGACAUGAAACUCUCCCAACCCAUCGGUCUGCACUCCGUCUCCUCCAUCUCCUCCCUCUGGACCGAUCCCGAGUUCCCGCAAGAGUGCUCCAAUCGCACUGAUACGCGAUGGCUUGAGAUUUCGUCUCCUGAGACGAGCAUUACGGCUCAGUUUCUUGAGAAGCCGGACGGCAAGGAGAGGCAUCUUUUCGAUUUCAUGGCGAGUCAUUAUGGUGUGAGGGAUAUUGAUGAGGCGCAGCAUCCGUUUGAGUUGGAAGGUCAGAGGCAGGAGGAUGUGGUUUUGAGGCUGGAUAAGGCGCAUCAUGGGUUGGGGACUGGGUCUUGUGGGCCGAAGACGCUGGAGAAGUAUGCGCUUAAGACGGAGCCUUUUGAGUUUAGUGUGGUGCUGUACUAG
Molecule: messenger RNA, 3114 nt
Organism: Fulvia fulva
Lineage: Eukaryota; Fungi; Ascomycota; Dothideomycetes; Mycosphaerellales; Mycosphaerellaceae
Product: Beta-galactosidase
Exons: 4
Coding region: 1-3114 (1037 amino acids)
Biological process (GO): lactose catabolic process
Cellular component (GO): beta-galactosidase complex
Molecular function (GO): carbohydrate binding; beta-galactosidase activity
Source: RefSeq, a predicted model, not a curated record